Messenger RNA from Hemicordylus capensis (graceful crag lizard), 4120 nucleotides. It is a transcript of the gene PALB2, whose product is annotated as partner and localizer of BRCA2. The record is from RefSeq and is a predicted model, not a curated record. Lineage: Eukaryota; Metazoa; Chordata; Lepidosauria; Squamata; Cordylidae. Gene Ontology annotation, cellular component: nucleoplasm. The transcript is spliced from 13 exons. The coding region runs from base 3 to 3986 and encodes 1327 amino acids. Gene Ontology annotation, biological process: double-strand break repair via homologous recombination. Gene Ontology annotation, molecular function: protein binding; DNA binding.
GUAUGCCGCUCUGCCCUCCCACCCCGUCUCGGUGGUUUGACCAGGAAACGGAAGUGCGACUAGUUCUCCAGGCGCAUGCGUACAGACAGCCACCUGGACUUGGUCGUCUCUCUCGUCGCGGGUUUCCUCAGCGCGCCUGCGCAACGGGGUUGGCGGUGUUUUUGGAAAGAGCGUGCUGCGGGGGGCGGGGCCGGGGCCAGCCGGGGGGGCGCCCGGGAGAGAGACCCCCCCGCGCCAAGAGAGAGGCGGUGCGAGUCCCCGAGCAGCGAGGCCAAGCGGGCAGGCCUGGGAUGAUGGAGCCCCCCCUGGGGAAAAUCCUGACCCCGCAGGAGAAGGAGAAGCUGAGAGAAAAGCUGGCCUUACUGAAAAGAGAAUACAGCAAAACAUUCAACAGGCUGCAGCGUGCUGAAAGAGCCGAGAAGGUCCGAGAUCACGUCCAGAAAACAGUUGCUGAGCAGAAUGAGUUGCUUAUGCAGGACAAAGCAGAGAAGGACCUUGCAGAAUCCACCAGCCAGAUCUCCCCUACAGGCACCUUUCCAGAGCUGAGCGCUGCAAACAUGACAUCCGUCUCCUUCAGACUGGAGCCUGAGGUCUUCUGCCAGGGAGGCAGCUUGCCAAAGAACUCUGGCUCUGAGCGCCCCAAGCAGGACCCGACAAGGGCCCUCUUUGGUCUGGCCGGGCUUGCUCCUGAGGAGAAACGGACGCUGCUGCCCAGAAGCAGAUCCAAGUUGCGACGGAAGGCGGUCCUGGCACGGGAGGAGGGUGGCGAGUCUGCCCGUGAGGUGCUUUGGAGAAAGAGUGAAUGCGAGUCGGGAGGCCCAAGAGGCUCUGUUGGGGCUUCUGGGUCACCAGUCUUCAAGAGCAGGAGCAGCAGCGCUUGGGAGCUGGACCAGAGCGUGCUGCAGGUCUCCCCAGUGGCCGCAGCUAAAGGCGGUGUUGAGCCACAGCUGGAGACAUCUGGAGCAACCCCCUCUCCUGGCCUCUCCAGCAGGCCGCUUCCUUGUGGACAGUCCUCUGAGAGCCAGGUGUCUUUGCCUGAGCCUCUGGGCGAGGAAGGCGUCUUGGCUAACUCGGGCAGUCCAGCUGCCAAGACCCCUGUUUCACAGGGAGGGCAAGAAACUGUCCAGGCCGGAAAGGAGCAUGCCUGGGCGGGGGAGGAAGCAGCGUGUGGGCCUGCAGAAGCGGCACUCGCCUCUGAGGCUCUCCCGGGGGCUGCCCUGUCGGAAGGCAAAGGGCAGAGCCGGGUGACUCUUGGUGACAGAGGGACUCCCAUGGACAAGCCCGAUGAAGAGGCCUUGUGGGGCCCGGCUGAAGCUGGGCCUGCCCUCCUGGAGCAGGCGCCUCCUGUCACUCCCGCCAAGAGCCCGCUGAGCUCCUGCACAGUCGUUGAGGGGCUGCUCUUCCCUGUGGAGUAUUAUGUCAGGACCACGCGGCGGAUGUCCAGCUGCCAGAGGGAGGUGAACCUGGCGGCGGUCAUCGAGAGCCAGCUGGGAAAGAGCCGGAGGCGGCAGAGGCUGGCCGGCACCAGGGCAGCCGUGCCCUCCCAAGAGCUGGUGGGGAGCAGCGGCCAGGCCAGGGGGGGCCCUUCUUCUUCCCCGCCUCCCAGUGCUGAUGCUGCAGCCCCUGCAGCCCCGCAGGCGCUCCUCCCUCUCUCUCAUGAGAGCACCGCUCCCAGCGAGAGCCUGACUCCGAGCGGGGUGCUCACCCGGCACCGAAGAGCGGGGAGGCCGAGGAGGAGGGGGGCAGCAGCGGGGCCGAGCCGCCGAACUGCAAGCUGCUGGUCACAGGAGCCGACGGAGACCUCGGGGCCAGCUGCCCCCCGAGGCAGCAGUGGUCUUGUGUCAAAGGAGGCCCAAGAGAACAGCCCUGGUGAAGGCGAGGGGGGGACGCUGCUCCCCGUUGCUGCUGCUGCUGCCGCCAGGGGCCGUGCAGAAGCUGAGCCAAGUGGCAAGAGGCGGCUGGCUGGAUCGGAAGGCGGGCAGAGCUCCCGCACAGCCCGCCUGGGACCCGAAUCUGCCUCCAGCGUCGUGAGAGGUUUGAGAGCCCACAGCGAGGUGCGUCACUCGGAGGGCAGGCCGGCGGGACGGGACGGGACUCGGGGCCAAGCUGGGGCCACGCUGGCGCCACUGGAUGCCGCCUCUCCACCUCAAGAGGAGCCCCCGGAGGCUGCUCUGCAGUGCAAGAGGAGAAGGAUGUCCCCAGGGCGAAAGAGGGGCUUCCCGCGUGCGGCGCAUCCCGCUUCUCUAGGCCUCUUCUGGGCCGAGGGCGGCAUCCCGGAGCUCCCCUUCCCUGUCAGAAAUGAGAGGGCCUGUCUGAAGUGGCUGCCUGCCAAGCUGGACCUCCAAGAAUUUCACCUGCCCGAAGAGGAAUUUGGCUUCCUCAAAUCCCAAAAACUCGACGCUUGUGCUGUAGAACUGCUGGAGACGUUUGGUGCUGGCAGAUCGGCCGAGCGCCUCCCGCAGUUUGCUGCUGAGGAAGGAUCCUCUGCGCCUGGCGACGUUCCUGCUUCUUUGGAGGAUGAGCCGCCAGCGCUGCCACCCAUCCUGCAGCCCCUGCACAAGGCACGGAUCCCCUCCAGCAAGUGGCUCCUCUCUCCAGCCCUGGAGGGCGCCCACAGCGGCCUGCUGGAGUCCCAGCCGCCUACUCCCGCUUUCCCUGCCGUGGGGGCGACCCCAGCAGCUCCCCCAGCCUCUGUGCCUGACAUGUUGUUGUUGUGUGCGUCUCCUUCGCAAGUGGAGGAGCCAGGCACCUUGGGAGCCGCUCCUGCCCUGCCCGGGGCUGGCCCGGAGGAAGCAGCCUGCAGCAUGGGAGGGCCCAGCCCAGGCGGAGACAGCUGGAGGCCUGGGGGGAGUCCGUUUCCAGCCGUCGCGUCUGGAGGGCAGGACGAGGACGCGCCCAAACAGGACAGAGUGGUGGCUGGGAACCUGGCAGAGGCUGCAGGAGAGAGCCAGAGAGCAGGGAGCUUGCAGCUGACUUCGAGACUGAAGAACUUCUCUGGCUCCUGCUCUGUGGACGUGGGCACGGUGUGCUGGGAGGCUGCUGCCGGCUCCUCCGAAUUGUGUAUUGUGACUGCUUGUGAAACCUCCGUCUCCCUCUGGAGGCACCUGGACCCCGGCCACUGGGAGGCCCUGCAUACCUGGCACCUGGCAGAGGUCCCUGUCAUCCAAAUCAUUCCCCUGCCGGGCAUCAAGAGCCACGUCUGUGUGGCCCUGGGCAGUCUGGAGAUUGCAGAGAUCAGGUUCUUGUUUCAUUCUUCCGAGGACGGUUGCACUCAGCAGUCACUCAUCAAAGCUGGCCACAUCAAAGCUGUCCUUGGCCUGAAGGGCAGGCGGCUGGUCAGCAGUUGUGGGUCGCUCCAAGACCAAGAGGUGGAAGUCACUUCUUUCUCUGAGGCAGGAAGGGCCAGUGAGAGGCAGCCCUUGAUGCCCUCCCAAGAAACCCUUUUGGCUUUUGCUGAGGUGGACGGGAUGCAGGAGGGUUUGGUUGGCAUGACGACCCUGAACUGUGUGGUGGUCUGGAACCUGAGAACGGGCCAGCUGCUGAGGAAGAUGCCUGUGGGCUGCUCUGAGCCAGCUUCGGUCUGCCACAGGGCCUACGCCGACUCGGGCCUCCUGUUUGUGGUCCUAAGUCACCCACAUGCCAAGGAGAGUGAGUCGCGUGGGAGCCCUGCCUUCCGGGUGGUCGCUUUCAAUCCCAAGACAGCCAGGAGUACGGGGGUGAUGCUCUUGUCCCUCCCUCUAGGGAUCGCAGGAAGGUACCUGGAAGGUGAUGUGAAGGAUACCUCUGCUGCAGCUGUGCUGACGUCUGGAGCGAUUGCCGUGUGGGACUUAUUUCUGGGGCAGUGCACGGCUCUGCUGCCCCCCCGUUCUGAGGGGAGCUGGUCUCUCGCCAGGUGGUCAGUCACAGACACUUGCCUGCUGGCUGGACUCAAAGACGGCAGCGUCUGCGUUUACAGCUACACCGUGCAGAGGCCGCCUUCUCUUUGAGAGACUUGCCCCCUUUGGAGGCGAGUGGCUCGGACAAUCGGACAGCAGGGCAGGAUUUCCUGUGCUGGAGGAAUUCCUCACUGGGGCUGGGUCCUUUCCUCCGUGACAGAUUGGAAUGUAUUCCUGGAUGAAUC